AAGCUAGAUGGAAAUGGUCGUCCUUUUGGAGCAGCACGUUAGACGAACCUCGGUGCCCAGGGUAUUAAUACGAUAAUAAUAACAACAGGAGAGCGAAUGUGAAACGUAAUUCUAUUUAAAAAGAUUUUACUUCAAAUAAAUUGUGGAGCACUGUUUUUGCGGAAUGGAGCAAUCAUCGUCUAGAAGCCAGUUGAAAAAGCUGAGUGAAGACAGUUUAACAAAGCAACCAGAAGAGGUAUUUGAUGUUCUUGAGAAACUGGGUGAAGGGUCCUAUGGCAGUGUGUACAAAGCUAUACACAAGGAGUCCGGCCAAGUGGUGGCUAUUAAACAAGUUCCUGUUGAGUCUGACCUCCAGGAGAUUAUCAAAGAGAUAUCCAUCAUGCAACAGUGUGACAGCCCCUAUGUGGUGAAGUACUAUGGCAGUUAUUUUAAGAAUACAGACCUCUGGAUAGUGAUGGAAUACUGUGGAGCAGGCUCUGUGUCCGACAUCAUCCGGCUACGGAACAAAACUCUCACCGAGGACGAGAUUGCAACAAUCCUCAAAUCAACAUUGAAGGGCCUGGAGUAUCUGCAUUUUAUGAGGAAAAUCCACAGAGACAUCAAAGCUGGGAACAUCCUUCUUAACACGGAAGGCCAUGCUAAGCUGGCAGAUUUCGGAGUGGCUGGACAGCUCACGGACACCAUGGCCAAACGCAACACCGUGAUCGGCACGCCCUUCUGGAUGGCCCCGGAGGUCAUUCAGGAGAUCGGGUACAACUGCGUGGCAGAUAUAUGGUCCCUGGGCAUCUCCUCCAUUGAGAUGGCGGAGGGGAAGCCCCCAUAUGCCGACAUACACCCCAUGAGGGCUAUUUUCAUGAUUCCCACGAACCCCCCGCCGACCUUCCGGAAGCCUGAGCAGUGGACCGACGAGUUCACAGAUUUUGUGAAGAAAUGCCUGGUGAAGAACCCAGAGCAGAGAGCUACAGCCACGCAGCUGUUACAGCAUUCCUUCAUCAAGGACGCCAAGCCGGUGUCCCUUCUGCGGGACCUCAUCACCGGCGCCAUGGAAAUUAAAACCAAGCGGCACCAGGAGCAGCAGAGGGAGCUGAUGGAGGAAGAGGAGGACGAAGAGAACUCACAGGACGAGGAGGUGGAGGUGGACUCCCACACCAUGGUGAAGACGAGCUCGAGCGCCAGCACAAUGCGGGCGUCGGGCACCAUGAGCGACGGGGGCCAGACCAUGAUCGAGCACAGCAGCGCCGUGCUGGAGUCCCACCUGGGCACCAUGGUCAUCAACAGCGACGAGGAGGAGGAAGACAGCACCAUGAAGAGAAACUCCAGCUCCCAGCAGGCUCUGCGUCCCUCCUUCAUGGACUACUUUGACAAGCAGGGCUCCAAGAACAAAGUGCCUGAUGACUGUCGCCAAAAUAAGCAGGAUCCAUACCUCAUCACCAAGAACGUGUUCCCUGACAACUGGAAGCUGCCCCAAGAUGGAGAUUUUGACUUUCUGAGGAACCUGGGUCUGGAGGAGCUGCAGCUCCGUCUGAGCGCGCUGGACCCCAUGAUGGAGCGCGAGAUCGAGGAGCUCCGACAGCGCUACACCGCCAAGAGGCAGUCCAUCCUGGACGCCAUAGACGCCAAGAAGCGCCGGCAGCAGAACUUCUGAGAGUUCCACGGGGGCCCUGUCCAGCAACCUCCCCCCCCCGCCCUCUGCAGAGGGGACAGGUCUCAGAAAGAGGAGGGGCUUCUGUUCAUUCAUACAGACCACACCCUCUGUGGGACACGCCCCUCUGACCUGAUCUGCUACGUCUGACCAAUCACAGGUGUGCUUCCUUUCCCCCUGGAGGCUACUGUCUGAACCCCACCUCCCUUCCCCCAGCAGAAAGUUCUAGUGGAAAGCAACUCUCACCCCCCCCCCCCCCCCUCUCCAGAAGAUAGGUUGCACUGUCAGGGUCUAAAUGAUAAUAAUGAUAGUGCUGAUACAGAGAAUGUCAGUGUGGAACUGAAAAGCUCUGUAGAGGUAUAAGUUAAUGAGACACGUUCAGCCCUGUUCCUUUUAUCAUCAUCAUCGUGUGUAAUUGAUUUCUCCCUCAUCUUUAAUGAGAUUUCUCAGGCGUGAAAGUGGUCGCUCAACCCCAGGCAGUAAAGCAGACGGUACUGCAGUGCCCCGUGAGUCUGACUACCUUUCAGAACCACCUGUUUUCUCCUGGGUCUGUUCAAGGCUGCGAUACCUACGGGGAAAAGGCCUGCAGGGUGACGUGUGAUUGGCCGUAGCGUCACACAGGGGAGGGGUCAUGUCCUCAGAAUUUCGCUGGUCUCAUUGUGAUGUAAUGACUCCUCCCAUCAGUCAGACACCUGUGAUUUGCCUGCCCCAGCUGCGCGGUCCUCUGGUACUGUAGCUGCGAUAGUUUAGCUGGUGCAGCACAGGGAAGAAGCAGUUUGGUGUAUACUGCUGGUAGAUUUUGUAGGAUGUGCAUGCUAGCAGUAGUGCGGUGGGCAUAAGGUUGCAAAUGGACAUUCCAAAUUUGAGAGGCUAAUGUGGGGAGAAGUCCCUGAAAUAUUUACAUUAGAUAUGAGCUGCUGUAUGUAACACAUGCAACAGUUACCCUUAGAAUCACAGCAUUACUCACAGCCACCAUAUUUGGAAAUGUUCCGUUUCGGAAGCCAAUUCGUCUUGUUAGCACCUUCGUGGGCCCAGGGUUUUUCAGAAAAUGCAUUUUUUGUUUCUUGUGUAGGAGCUUUUCAUUAACUUGCACAUUACAGUUGCUGAAAAGCAUGACCUGUAUGCACUGUCUCGAAAGGUUUUCAAAUGUAUGCUUAUAUCUGAUCAUUUUGUUCCAUCCUAUAACGGGUCAUUUAGUCCACUGGCCAUCACUGACCCGUGUUUUAAAGCAUUUUGUUUGCACUUGAUGUCAUUCCGCAAAGUGCUAAUGGCUCCUGAUUCCUAACCCCACUCCAACCACCUAUCGCUAUACUGAAAACAGUCUUCAGUGUUAUUCAAGUGUAAAAUAGUGCCUUCAAGGAUAAUAUCUUUUGAGAGCCUUUAAAUGGUCUGCCACAGUGUUUUUUGUCUUCUCUAUAGACUUGUAAAAUCAAGUCAUUCAUUUGAGCAAUGUAACCAGAAUUUCCAUAUCAUUUAACAAGAGUGCUUGUUUCAUUGUCUUGAUUUUUAUACUGUAUUUUCUUCUGCUAUAUUUCACAGUGUCCUUUAAUUUGCUUGGCUAAUUUUAAGAUUCAAAAAAAAAAAUUUGCCUCCAGGUGAUGAUGAUUUAUAGUAAUACAGCAACAAAACGAAUUAUCCGAAUUCACAGCUUUUGCUGUUUUCUUUUUU
Messenger RNA from Anguilla rostrata (American eel), 3310 nucleotides. Its product is annotated as serine/threonine-protein kinase 3-like. The record is from RefSeq and is a predicted model, not a curated record. Gene Ontology annotation, biological process: intracellular signal transduction; regulation of MAPK cascade; protein tetramerization. Gene Ontology annotation, cellular component: cytoplasm. The transcript is spliced from 11 exons. Gene Ontology annotation, molecular function: protein serine/threonine kinase activity; ATP binding. NCBI's taxonomy places the organism in Eukaryota, Metazoa, Chordata, Actinopteri, Anguilliformes, Anguillidae. The coding region runs from base 164 to 1645 and encodes 493 amino acids.